AAACGUCAUAAGAAUUGAACGAAAUGAAUCUGAAGCAGACUAAGGGUCAAUUAGAGCUCGGUUUGCCUCGGCUACUCCCUCUCGAAGCAAUCAGACAGUAGGAAGGCAAUGAACUAGUGGGGACUAAACAUGGAAUAACCAACAACGCGGGGCAUUCACUUGUCUCUCUUCACCAUGGCAGGCAGCACCACUCCAUGGGUGAGCCGUUGUCACUUGCCUGCAAACAUCUUCCUAUAAGUACCUCCUCUCUUCGCCCAUUUCACCUUCAACUUUCUCUAUCACACAAUCUCGAACAAUCCUCAAGUCAAACAUAUUCCAAUCAAACCUCAAACCAAACAACACUACCAUCCACAAUGGAAUCCAUCAAGAACACCGCCAACUACGUUGGUGACAAGGUCAACGAAGCCACCUCUGGUGCUUCCAAAGAGGCCAACAAGAACGUUGCCAAGGACUCUGACGCAUCUGUCGGAACCCGUGCCUCUGCCGCAAAGGACGCCCUUGGUGACAAGGUUGAUGAGAGCAAGAACUCCGCAUCUGCUGAGGGCAAUAAGCAGGCUGCUACCCACUAAGCAUCUCACUCAGUCACCUCGACCUAUGAUAUCCCUUUGCAACAGCACCUAAGAACGAUUCAACAGAGGAGAUGAGGUUGGCUUUCAUGAUGCAACGAGCAUUGAGUACACCUGGCACGAUACGCGGGUUUUAUGAGCUUGGAACACAUGUAUUUCAUACGACUCUUGCUCAAUAGAGCAUAUGACACCUCAUUAGGUAGUCAUGAAUGAUACCUUGAACAAACGAACAAACA
Molecule: messenger RNA, 802 nt
Organism: Exophiala xenobiotica
Lineage: Eukaryota; Fungi; Ascomycota; Eurotiomycetes; Chaetothyriales; Herpotrichiellaceae
Exons: 3
Coding region: 195-569 (124 amino acids)
Source: RefSeq, a predicted model, not a curated record